This is a messenger RNA of Radiomyces spectabilis, 1613 nucleotides long. Its product is annotated as cytochrome oxidase assembly protein-domain-containing protein. Bases 127 to 1491 code for a protein of 454 amino acids. Gene Ontology annotation, biological process: heme A biosynthetic process. The record is from RefSeq and is a predicted model, not a curated record. Gene Ontology annotation, molecular function: oxidoreductase activity, acting on NAD(P)H, heme protein as acceptor. Lineage: Eukaryota; Fungi; Mucoromycota; Mucoromycetes; Mucorales; Radiomycetaceae. The transcript is spliced from 4 exons. Gene Ontology annotation, cellular component: mitochondrial inner membrane.
CAGCAUAGCUCAAAGGGGACGGUGGGAUGUUUUAAAAUCCAGUCACGGAGUUUUUGGGAUUGUAAAGGAAGGGGUGAAUCUCAGGCCACAUUUUUUUUUCUUGUUUUCCAUGAGUUACAUUGUAUAAUGAGUGCCACUUUACGAACCCUACUGAAUCUUGGUCAACGCCAUGGGGUGGCGCGCACCGCGUCAUUGGUGAAUCAACGUUGGGUGCAACAAAGUCGUACCUUGCUGGGUUGUACUGCGCGACAGCUGCGGCCUCUUGGUCGGUCUUCGUCCUGGGUUUCGGCAUCAAGCCGACGAUUCCUGACCACGGCCACUAUCACUCCACCGGCAGCCACGGCGACAGCUGCUCAAACCGUGACCAAGGCUACCCCGACCGUCACGAAACCGGUCGUGGCUUAUUGGCUUUAUUUCAAUGCGGGUCUGGUUUAUGCGAUUGUCGUAGUAGGCGGUCUAACUCGUCUCACCGAAAGUGGUCUGUCCAUCGUUGAAUGGAACGUGAUUUCAGGCAUGAAGCCCCCGCGAUCCCAACAGGAAUGGGAAGAAGAGUUUGAAAAAUACAAACAAUUCCCGGAAUAUAAAAUUUUGAACCGUCAUAUGACAAUCGAAGAAUUCAAAAACAUCUUCUAUUGGGAAUGGUCUCAUCGCAUGAUUGGUCGUUUCAUUGGUGCCACAUUUAUUAUUCCUGGUCUGUUCUUUGCUAGUCGCGGUUACAUGACGAAACGAGUCGCCAAACAGACCUUUGGUAUCACCGCUCUUUUGGGAUUCCAGGGUUUCAUGGGAUGGUAUAUGGUGAAAUCGGGUCUUUCAGAAGCCUUGAUGAAGGAACCCGGAGCUGUGCCUCGUGUGAGUCAGUACCGUUUGACGGCCCAUUUGGCGACGGCCGUGGCCAUUUAUGGUUCAUCGAUUCUGGUGGCGGCGGAUAUUUUGCGUCAGCAUAAACUGGCGACUGGCACUUACCCAGCUUCAACCGCUUCCAUGUUGAAUAGCCCGGCCCUGAAACGAUUCCGUGGUCUCACGCACGGUUUGGCAGGUUUGGUGUUGGUGACUCUGUUAUCAGGUGGAUUGGUGGCCGGACUGGAUGCCGGUUUGAUCUACAACGAGUGGCCGAUGAUGGGUGAAGGUCUUGUACCUCCAAAGGAUGAAUUAUGGUCCGAUGCUUAUGUCAAACCCAACGACAAGGGCAAAUGGCGCAAUUUCUUGGAAAACCCUACCACUGUUCAAUUCGAUCACCGUACUUUGGCUGAAACCACGGCUACGGCUGCAACCGCUUUAUGGUUCUACUCUCGCCGUCUUCCGUUGCCAAAGAAUGUGCGCAUGGCCGUCAAUGCGUUGAUGGGCACGGUGAUUAUCCAAGUGACAUUGGGUAUCACUACCCUUAUUUACAUGGUUCCCAUUGAAUUGGCCGCCGCUCAUCAAGCAGGUGCAUUGGCUCUCUUGACCUCCAACAUGUGGCUAGUCCAUGCCCUACGCAGAGUGCCUUUGUAAACACUCAAAAGUCUAAACAAUAACUUAUUAUCAUUUUCUCCUUUUUACACCCUCCCACAUAAUAAAGAUAGAAUAUCACAGAUUGAACCGUCAUUAGUUGCUUGGCAAAGAAUGAUGCUCAC